AUGUUCGACGCAGUUUUCGCAGACUUCUGGAGCGACGACCCAAAUUUUUGGACAUUAUGGUGGUUUAAACCGGAUUGUAGUGAGUGUCAAGCCAGAGGCAAAUUUUGUAAAUUGAAAAACAAUGAUACUGAAGAUGCUACCCAAUGCUAUGACCCCCCGCCCAAACCUAUUAGUAAGAUACUUUACGCUGCAAUUGGUGAAGGAACUCACGGAGCAGUGUUCAAGGGUAAAGUCUCCAAGGAAAUUUCAGUUGCUGUAAAGAUACUCAGUAGCACGGAGGGAGAUGGAACGGAUUUCAUUAACAAAGUGGGAACCACGGCAAAAAUCCAUCAUGUGAACGUGGCUCGCAUGCUUGGUUUUUGUGCCGAUGGAUUUCACCGUGCCCUUGUUUAUGAUUUCUUCCCUAAUGGUUCUCUACGAAACUACAUAACUCCACCAGAUAAGGAGAGCUUCCUUGGCUGGCAGAGGCUACAACACAUUGCUCUUGGAAUAGCUAAAGGGAUUGGGUAUGUCCAUUCUGGCUGUAAUAGCCGUAUUCUACGCUUUGACAACAAUCCUUCUAAUGUGUUGUUAGAUGAUAACUUCAUUUCCAAGAUUAUUGAUUUUGAUUUAGCCAAAUUAUGUUCAAAAAAUCAGAAUACUGUCUCUAUUACAGCAGCUAAAGGAACUCUAGGCUACAUGGCACCUGAAGUUUUAUCUAGAAAUUUUGGAAAUACCCCACGCAAGCAGCAAGUUGUUGCUCGAUCAGCUACAGAAGUGGAAUACGGAAGCGUUGCUGAUGCAGUAGCUGAUGUGAUCUGGGUUAUGACAUUGCUUAAGGAAAUGAAGAUCACAAUUGUUGACACACCUACUAUUUGGUGUGACAAUUCAGGAGCUGUUGCAUUGGGCAAACUCAAUGUUGACUUCCUAGAGGAUUCUCGUCUUUUUCCUGAUGAGGAUAAUCAUGAGUAG
This is a messenger RNA of Neltuma alba, 951 nucleotides long. RefSeq names its product rust resistance kinase Lr10-like. NCBI's taxonomy places the organism in Eukaryota, Viridiplantae, Streptophyta, Magnoliopsida, Fabales, Fabaceae. Gene Ontology annotation, biological process: protein phosphorylation. Gene Ontology annotation, molecular function: protein kinase activity; ATP binding. The transcript is spliced from 4 exons. Bases 1 to 951 code for a protein of 316 amino acids. The record is from RefSeq and is a predicted model, not a curated record.